This is a messenger RNA of Pteropus alecto (black flying fox), 10420 nucleotides long. RefSeq names its product G protein-coupled receptor 179 (gene GPR179). The transcript is spliced from 11 exons. Gene Ontology annotation, biological process: G protein-coupled receptor signaling pathway. Bases 1 to 7095 code for a protein of 2364 amino acids. The record is from RefSeq and is a predicted model, not a curated record. Gene Ontology annotation, molecular function: G protein-coupled receptor activity. Gene Ontology annotation, cellular component: membrane. NCBI's taxonomy places the organism in Eukaryota, Metazoa, Chordata, Mammalia, Chiroptera, Pteropodidae.
AUGGGCACCAGGGCAGAGGUCGUGCCCCCUCUUGUGUGGGGGCUGCUGGGCUGCUAUUUCCUCUGUGGCUGGGCUCUGCGGGGUCCACGGCCCUUCCGCUCUCUGCCCCCGCUGUCCUCUCAAGUCAAGCCAGGGUCUGUACCCAUGUGGGUGCCCCCAGAGGGUGCUGAAGCAGCCCUGGCUUUUCUCUACUCUGGAGAUGCCCAACAGCUAUUGGAGGCUAAUUGCAGUGAGCACUAUGAAGCUCAGGGGGCAGGAGCCAGACCAGGGCUCCCCCCAAUCCUACGGAGGGCAGCGGGCACCCUCACCCAGGCCGCCAAUUUCCUCAACAUGUUGCUACAAGCCAACGACAUCCGUGAGUCCAGUGUGGAGGAGGAUGUGGAGUGGUACCAGGCGCUGGUCCGAAGCGUGGCUGAGGGGGACCCACGGGCACACCGGGCUUUGCUGACCUUUAACCCUCCACCAGGAGCCAGCCACCUGCAGCUGGCCCUACAGGCUACCCGGAUGGGGAAGGAGACCAUCCUUCAGGACUUGUCUGGGAAUAGGGUGCAGGAUGACAGCCCAGCUGGGACCCUUGACACCCCUGCACUGAAGAAAAGGGUGCUGACCAAUGACCUAGGAAGCCUUGGAAGCCCCAAGUGGCCACGGGGGGAUGGAUAUGUGGGGGACAUGCAGCAUGUGAGACUGUCUUCUCCCUUCCUGGAAUGCCAGGAGGGACGGCUCCGUCCUGGCUGGCUUAUCACACUCUCGGCCACUUUCUAUGGACUCAAGCCAGACCUCAGCCCAGAGGUCAGGGGGCAGGUGCGGAUGGAUGUAGAUCUUCAGAGCGUGGACAUCAAUCAGUGUGCCAGUGGCCCAGGCUGGUACUCUAACACGCACCUGUGUGAUCUCAACAGCACCCAGUGCGUCCCUCUGGAGAGUCAGGGCUUUGUCCUUGGCCGCUACCUCUGUCACUGCCGACCUGGCUUCUACGGGGAAAGCCGCUCUGGAUGGUUGGAGGAGAGUGCUGCCCAGCCUACCAGGCAAUUUGGAUCCCCACAAGGGAGCUCUGGGAGACUUCUGCGGUGCCAACCAUGUGCUGAGGGCUGUACCAGCUGCAUGGAUGCCACACCCUGCCUGGUAGAGGAGGCCCCAGCACUGCGGGCAGCAGUGAUGGCCUGCCAGGCCUGCUGCAUGUUGGCCGUCUUCCUGAGCAUGCUGGUCUCCUACCGCUGCCGCCAGAGCAAGAGGAUCCGGGCGUCUGGAGUUGUUCUGCUAGAAACCAUCCUUUUUGGAUCCCUUCUGCUCUACUUCCCUGUCUUCAUCCUGUACUUCAAGCCCAGCAUAUUCCGCUGCAUCGCUCUCCGCUGGGUCCGGCUGAUGGGUUUUGCUAUUGUCUAUGGCACCAUUAUACUCAAGCUUUAUAGAGUGCUCCAGCUGUUUCUGUCUCGAACGGCGCAGCGGGGCCCCCACCUGAGCAGUGGGCGGCUGCUGCGGCGUCUGGGGAUGCUCCUGCUGGUAGUGCUGGGCUUCCUGGCUGUGUGGACGGUGGGGGUCCUGGAGCGAGGCAUCCUACACACGCCCCUGGUGAUCCGAGGCCACACUCCCACGGGCCGCCACUUCUACCUCUGCCACCAUGACCGCUGGGACUAUAUCAUGGUUGUGGCGGAGAUGCUGCUCCUGUUCUGGGGCAGCUUCCUCUGCUACGCCACCCGAGCUGUGCCCUCGGCUUUCCACGAGCCGCGCUACAUGGGCAUCGCCCUGCACAAUGAGCUGCUGCUCUCCGCUGCCUUCCACGCAGCCAGGUUUUUGCUGGUUCCUUCUCUGCACCCAGACUGGACCCUCCUCCUCUUCUUCUUCCACACUCACAGCACAGUCAGCACCACCCUGGCUCUGAUCUUCAUCCCUAAGUUCUGGAAGCCGGGGGCUCCUCCUCGAGAGGAGAUGGUAGAUGAAGUGUACGAGGACGAGCUGGACCUGCAGCGCUCAGGCUCCUACUUCGACAGCAGCAUCGCUUCAGCCUGGAGCGAGCGCAGCCUGGACACUGGAGACAUUCGGGAUGAAUUAAAGAAGCUCUACGCCCAGCUAGAGGUCCACAAGACCAAGGAAAUGGCUGCUAACAACCCCCACCUGCCUAAGAAGCGGAGCGGCUUGCGCCAGGGCUUGGGCCGCUCCUUCAUGAGGUACCUGGCUGAGUUCCCUGAGGCCCUGGCCCGGCAGCACUCCCGGGACUCCAGUUCCCAGGGCCGCAGCAGCCUGCCCGGCUCCUCUCGCCGCCGGCUCCUCAGCUUCAGCCUCCAGGAACCGGAGGGGCCACCGGCCCUGCGCAAGUCCCGUAGCACCUAUGACCGCGACCACCACAGGGAGCAAGAGCCGCCUCUCCAUGACUCACUGCUGAAGAGGAAACUGGCCAAGAAGGCCCCGCGGGGAGAGAGCCGUGAGUCAUUAGAGGGGCCCCCUGCCCUGGGCUUCAGGUCAGCCAGCGCCCACAACCUGACGGUGGGAGAGAGGCUCCCCAGAGCCCGGAGCACUUCCCUGCAGAAGUCGCUCAGCGUCAUGGCCGGCUCCAGGGAAAAGGCUCUGCUUGUGGCCAGCCAGGCCUACCUGGAGGAGACCUAUAGGCAGGCAAAGGAGCGAGAGGAGAGGAAGAAAGCAGAGGCAGCCCUAGCAAGCCCAGUUCGGAGGCUAUCGUCCCGGAGGCUUGAGCGAGGUCGGGGGGCCCCUCUGUCAGCCCCGCCUUCCCCUGCCAAAAGCAGCAGCGUGGACAGCUCUGGGAAGCUUCAGGCGGAGGCUGUGAGAAAGCUGCCUCACCCUCCCAUCCAGCACCAGAUCUCCACACCCAUCAUGACCCUGUCUGCGGCCUGCCUAGGAGAGCCAAGGAUGCUGUCUCCUACCUCCACCUUGACUCCAGCUCUCAUACCAGCUCCACCCCUGGCCCCAGCUCCUACCCUAGCACCAAUCCCAAUACACCCCCAAAACCCUAGCUUACUCACCUUUAUCUGCCCAUGGGAGAAUGCAGAACUGCCAGUCAAGAAAGAAAAUGUGGUUCAAGAAGGCCCUUCAGGGCCAGAGCAAGGCAACCAUUCCCCUGCCCCAGCUCGGGCUAGGCUUUGGAGGGCCCUCUCUGUUGCAGUAGAGAAAAAGGGUGCUGGAGAGAAUGAGAUGAACGCAGAGGACAAGUGUCUCCAGGGGGAAGCUGAUAAUGUGGAUGAGGACAAGCCCAAGGCCUUCUCUAAAUCUCAUAGCCUCAAGACCCCUGUUCAGCAGAGUUCUGUGCGUAGCCUGGGACUGGCUAUCAAAGCUUUGACCCGUUCUCGGAGCACACACAGAGAGAAGGAGAGCGGGGAAGAAAGUUCUGAGAAGGAGAAGGGCAGAGUUUCAGGAGAGGGUGUGGGGGCAUGCCCCAGAUCCCCCAGGGUAGGUGGGCGCAAGGUGAUGAGUAAGCAGGCUGCCCUUGCCCCCUGCGAAGAUGAGGAGUCCCUCCAGAACCAACAGAAUGCUCACACCAGCAGGAUGCUCCAGGUGGGCAAUAGGGAACAAGAAGACAGAGGCAGGAGGACAUCCCAAGGUCAAGGGAAUGGGAAAAUUGAGAGAGCAAGUAAAACAGGGCCUAUCACACUGAGGCAAGUCAGGCAAGGCACAGUUGGGGACAAAAAUGCUGACCGAGCAAAAGAAGCCCCUGUAAGGAGGCAGGAAUUGCUCAAAGCUGGCCUCCAGCCCCUGGGCAGUGUUGACUGCAAGGUGGCAGAGGUAUGCCCCUGGGAAGUCGCCGAGUCAGAAACGUGUCAGCCUGACAGUAGCAACAAGGCUGAAAUCUGUCCCUGGGAGGUGAGUGAAGGAGCCACUGAGAGGGGGGCAUUAGGACAAGAUAUAGAUGGCUCCCAAGAAGAGAGGGGGAAAGCCCCGGAAGAAUCAGAGCCCAAAGAUGUGGUUGCCAUUACUCAGAAAAAGUCAGAGAGGCUGCUCAGAGGGCAGGAGGCAGUGUGUCCCUGGGAGAAUGCUGAUUCUGGGAGUCUGUCCCCUCAGUCAGCCCAUCAGGACUCUGACAGAACCAAGAGCAAGUCUGAGGCAGGGAGCAGUGUGGAGGCCAGGGAGGUGAAGUGUCAGCGAGAAGUCACAGGCCCAGAAGCUUGUACACCUGCCAUGGCCAAGGCAGAGCUGUGUCCCUGGGAGGCAAGUGAAGGAGAGAAUGAGAAACUGUCCCAGGAACGGGUAAAGAAGCUCCCCCAGGAGAAGCAGAAAAUCCCCAAGAAAGCAACUUUCUGGAAAGAACAAAAACUGGGAGGAGACUUGGAGUCUCUUUGUUCAUGGGAGAGCACUGAUUUCCGUGGCCCCUUGGCAAUCUCUACUGAGGCCCCAGGAAGCCCCGAGUGCUCGGGGAGUUUGAGCAGGAGCCUCGCGGAGGUGUGUCCGUGGGAGGCAGGAGAGGCUCCUGCUAUCCAGAAAGCAGAGAUCUGCCCCUGGGAGCUGGGUGAUGAGGUAGUGGGAAAGGAAAUACUGUGUCAGGAGACAGGUGGAGAACCUCUCCAGGAAGAAGGGCAAGCUUCCAGAAAAGCGAUGGGGGAACAGACUGAGAAAGCAGGGCAAACACCCAGUCUACGGCAGGAACCAGUGUGUCCCUGGGAGAGCACAGCCUCUGGGCACCCUAGCCCAUGUGUAGACGAUUCCUCAUCCAGACCUAGUGGCCAGCUCCUCAGCGACGGAGGGAGCAGAGCCACUCAAGUGUGUCCACGGGAAGACAUAAGGCCAGAAGUAAAGGCAGAAAUCUGUCCCUGGGAGAUAAAUGAAAGAACAACAGAGGACCAGACAUCAGAACAGGCACACCAAGGAGGAGACUCUCAAAAGGAUGAAGAGAAAAUGCCUGAAACAUCAGGAAUAAAAGGCGUCACAUCUUGGGAAAAACCUGAGGGACAGAUCCAAAAGCAGGAAGCAAUCUGUCCUUGGGAGAGUGUGGACCCUGGCAGCUUCCCCCUACAACCAGGUCCUCAAGACACGGACAGACCCAAAGCCAGUUUCCAGGUGUCAGGCAGUGUGGGUAGCAUAACUGCCGCAAUCUGUCCAUGGGACAUGGAGGACACCCUGCCUGCUGCAAAGGCAGAGAUUUGUCCCUGGGAGGUGAGUCCUGGCACAGGGGAAGAACGGGAUUUGGGAGUUGAGGCCAUUAGGAAAUUGCCAGUUGUUACAGGAAAGGCUUCUGCAGAUUCUGGACCUGGUGAGAUAGCUGUUACUGCUCCAAAGAAUUUGGAGAGGCCAGCCCGGGAGUGGGAGGUGGCCUGUCCCUGGGAGGGUAUGGAUCCAGGAGCCUCCUCUCAGCCUCCUGACACUGUGGACACUGACAGGCCAAAAGCUGGAUUACAGGAAAUAGACCAUGUGGGGUGCAGGCCAGCUGAAGUGUGUCCCUGGGAAAUGGAGAAAUCGUCUACCAGUGAAAAAGCCAAGAUCUGUCCCUGGAAGGUGAAUGAAGGACCUACUGGGAAGGGAAUGGAACAAGAGAUGGGGGAUGAUUCAGCAGGGCAGAAGGAGAAAACUCUAGAAAAGGGGAGACUCACCAACCUGGAAAAAGACAUAUCAAAAGGGGAGACAAAGCUGAGUCAAGAGCAAGAAGCUAUUUGUCCUUGGGAGAAGGACUUGAGGGAACCCGAUGCUCAGGCCCCUGAGGUCUCAGACUUGUCCAGCAGCAUAAGAAGCAAAGCAGCAGAGAGGCAUUCUUCGGAGGUCAGUGAUGAGGCAGCAGAGAAAGGGGACCUGACACGAGACCCCCAAACCGGCUCUGUCCAAGAACACAUAACCCAGGAAAAAGCUCCAUCUUCUAAGGCAGAAGUCACUACUGAAGAUGGGGGAAAAGCAAGCAAUCAGCUACAAUCUAUCUGUCCAUGGGAGAACACGGCCCCGGCAAGCUCUUCCUCCAACCCUGACAGUCAGUGCCCUGACCAACUAAAAGCUAGCUCUCAGAAACCGGCCAGUGUUGGGGACAGGCAUGCUGAGGUGUGCCCAUGGGACACUCCUGCCCCAGAUGCUCAUCCAUCUGACAGCAGUGCCAAAGCAGAAAUCUGUCCCUGGGAGAUGACUACAAGAAUCCCCGAAAAAGGGGUGUCAAGACAGGAUGAAAAAGGGGAACGUCAAGAAGAGGAGAGGAAAGCCCCAGAAAAACCAGAGCCCAAAGUCAUGGCAGUUCCGGAAAAGCCAGAGAGAGCAGAAAGGAAGCAGGAGGCUGUGUGUCCCUGGGAGAGUCAAGAUAGUGGAGGUCUGUCUCCACAAACAGCCCCACAAGCUUCUGACAGAAGCAAAGGCAGUCCUGAGGCAGCAGGCAGUACAGGGGCCAGCGUGGCAGAAGUGUGUCCGUGGGAAGCAGAAGUGCCUUCUGCCAAGAAAGCAGAAAUUUGCCCUUGGGAAGUGAGUCAAGCAGUAGCAGAAGAAGGGGGCCCAGAGCAGGUGGAGAGAGAACUCCAAGGGCAAGGAGAGCUGUUCCUUCAAAAUGCAGGGUCUGGAUGGACUGAAGAACACUUUUCAAAAGCAGCAGCAAAAGGCAGCAGAGAGCAGGAGAUGGUCUGCCCCUGGGAAGGCACGGGGUCGGGAAGGCUCUUCUCCCAGCCAGAGGCUGCAGACACUGACCAACCCAGAGUCAGUCCCCACGGAGCAAGCAGUGUGGGGAACAGAAUGGCAGAGCUGUGUCAAUGGGAAAUCACAGAUCCAGAAGGAAAUAAAAUAAAGGGUACUAUGGCAGACAUCUGUCCUUGGGAGGGAACUGGAGACCCAUCUGAGGAAUCUGGCCUCCUGGCUUUAACAGCAACUCGGACAGAAGUAUUUUUCUCCACAGCCCCUGAGAACCCACCAUGCCUUUCAGUCCAGAGACCUUUGGGUGGCUCCCUUCCAGAAAGCAAAAGUCCCCGCCCCAAAGUGAGCAAGCCAGCCAGUACUUCUACUCUGGAAGGUGUCAGAGAAUUACAAGGACUUUCAGGACUUGGGCCAAGGACCAGCUUAGCCCCAGGGCCAAGUCUCCAAGAAGCUGAGGCUCAGAAGUCUUCUUCCCUAACCGAAGACCAAGGAGAAGUUACUUCCAAAGUUCCACAUGAAGAACUCGCCUCUCCAACUGUCUAUCCUUGGGACUGGGAAUAAUAACUCCCAGUUUGAACUUGGGUUAGGUCAAACAUCAGGUGGCUGGCUUUCAGGAGCCAAGGUCCUUUCCAUGUCCUAGGUGUUCCCAAAGAGCUGAGUCAAAGACACUUGUCCCCUUUCUCUCUAAGAAGGCCAGAAGUCAAUUCACUCAAAGACAGAUUGUACAAGAAGGAUGCAGCUCAGACCCCAACAGGAAAUCCUAUGUUCUCUUUACUUCCAAUUCUUCCUGCUUCAGGGAACGAAGGCCAGGCCCUCUGCUUCAAACGUAUUCUCCCAUCCAGCAAGAGUACUCAACACAAGCCAUCUGUCUGGACACGUGAAAAGCCAACGUUAGGGAUGAAAUGAAGUCAGUAGCACCCCACCCAUAUUUUCUCACAGGGAGACCCUAUUCUUUUCUGAAGUCAACAAAGGACUAUUUUUUUCAAGAAGAAACUAACGAUACAGGCCACUGGCACAUAUGGACUGAGGAUCAUACAAGGCUAUAAAGGUCACCAUAGGAAGCUUAAAAAGCCACUUAAUUCAAGUUCAAAUAUAAAUCACGAAAAAAACUUAAAUGGCUCAAAAGAGGUACCUGAAAUGCCUUAAAGACCUUGUCAUUUUGACUUUGGAUCUCUGGUUUAUCGAUCCUCAUACCUGACCUGCUUGACUAUUGAAGCAGAGCCAAUCAAGCACUCUUACAUCCAUGUCAUCUGGCAUCCAAAGUAACAUUAGACAGAGACAGAGCAGAGAAGAAAAGGCAAUAACUCUAGAUCUUCCCUCUGCUGGCCAAGGUCAAGUUCUCUCUCCCAGACAUCCUGUCUCCUACUUUAAGAAGUAUGCCUCUUUCUAGCUUUUUCAGAUAGCCUCCCCUUCUUUCUGCCCUAUCUUUUGCCAGUCUCCUGAGUUCAUCUCACUGGCUCGUUUUUCUCCUGGCCUUUCAGUGCUGACAUCAAAGGGUCCAUCUCUGUUGUCAAUACAAUUGGAGCCAGAGGAAUCUCUAGUUCUCAAGCGAGAACCAGACCAAAUCACUUGCUCAGUAACAAGAGGCCCACAUCAGUCUCCUUCCCAAGAAGCCUAAGAAAGGAGACCCUGUUUACAGUAUAACUACCCUCAGAAGGAGUAGAGCUACAGGGCAAGUUAGAGGCCUAAGGGCCAAGGAAAAGGCAUCAUGUAAGUACAAAGACUUCUUUCUUAGGGAGUUUACUCUCAUUCUUAGCUCUCACUUAGUUCAACUCUAUUCUCUUAAGUCAGUCCAGGCUACACUUACUUAAGCAAUCCUAGAUAACAGAGUACUGGAGUUAGAUGAAUCGUACCAGAGGAAAAUGAGGAAGGAGGAAAACAUUGGUCAAAGAAGUCCCAGGAUCAGCAGGAGUUGAGUGGGAGUGGAAGCAGGCAGGCUACACAUGGCAGAACUGGGCGGGGGCACUGCAGAUGGGAGUAAGCCUACUUACUAACUGGACAGAUAGUGAUGUCAUUCACGGGGAGGAAAAAGACAAAACAAUGGGCUCAAAUACCCAUUGGGAAAAUGCGUCUGCAUGUGAACACUCUGGGCAGCCACAGGAUGUCACAGAAAAAGUAGCAAGUGCUCCAUUUCCAGAAAGGAGGAGGAAUGGAGUAACCCACUUUUUAGGGACCAAUGCCCUUAUUCCCACAUCUAGCCCUGCCACUUACCCAGUUCCCUUUCCCCGGCCUUUCAGAGAAGUAACUAAAGUGUGUUUUUGCUCUGGGCUCUGGCUAGUUAACCCCAUAGUUUCUGAGCCAAUGCGAAUUUUGCUAACUGCACACCUCAGAACAAUCCCAUCAAGUCUGGUCUAGUUGGGAACAAAAAUGUUGUCCCUGUAUCCACUGUUGGGAAAUAAACCAUGGGGAAAAAAAAAUAAAGAAUACUAAUGCUUUUUUCUGACUGUGGCAGUUGGUUCUAGCUUAUUACGGUGAUUUUUUUUUCGUUUUUAAACAAGAACAGGAAAGAAAAACAAUGACGGCGCUAGAGCCCAAGGUAACUACAUUGCAGCCUUCAGGAAUUCGGUGGUCUGAUUCUCAGCCAGUGGCUGGCAGUGCAGAUGGCCUCUGCCUGGUCCUUCUAGCCAGUCCCUUACAUCUGGGCCAUUUGCUCAGCUGGAUUUGAUCCCAAGGGGAAAUGAAAAUUGCACUUAUCCUCUGGCUCCCUGGUGGCAGCUAUUGCUUAGCCGCUAUUUGGGAUUAUCUAAAGAUCCCAGAGACAAAUCUAGGGGAGUGGGGUGAAGUAGCUUAUUUGAAGCACUGUUUUUAUAUAUUCAGAGAAAUCAAUGUGUCAUUUGCCCAGUAAGUGUGCUUUUUUUCUCUGCUUUCCUACUCAACUUGGAUAAUCUCCCUUUACUCCUUAUGGCUGUAGAUCCUGUUCAAAGCACUUCCCAUCUCAUUUUGCCUUAAUCUGGGGCUCACACAAAUAGGAUAUGACCAAACCUCACUUGGGCUUCAAACUGAUGUACAUUUUAAGCCAAAAGCGUUGAAACUAAGUAGGAUGAUGAGAGUGGCUGCUUUGGAUUAACCCACCGGUGCUGCCUCUUCCCUAGGCAUACACAUCUUGUCUCCACAGUCAGCACUCAGCAGCUGUUGUAAAGACAUCCAUUUUUCCCAGUGAGGCCUGGUCUGUUUGCUGCUUUGCUGAGAUGGUAGCUUUAGAGAUAGGGCAGUUAAGUUAUCCUCAACCUGAUUCCAGUUUCUUUGGACUCUACUCUCAGGACAAGGUCAGAACAGAUUAAUCCUUAACCCUAAGUGACAGACUCCUUAAAAAAUCCUAAGCUUGAAAAAUAGUGUAAGAAUUCAGGUCCUGUUUUUUAAGGGGAGCCCACACUAGGCUGACAAAAGCAAUAAGCCAAGUCUAUUACUGGUACAGAGUGAUUUUCCUUGUCAUACCUCUGAUGACCCAGGAUACAUGGGCAUGUGAAGCCCCACUUCCUCCUUCUGACAGCCCAGAUGGAGUUAAGGAACAAGGAAAGGCUGGGCUGUUUCAUUCUACACAAGUCCAUACCCUGGUGCCUUUGCCUUCCCAGUGCUGCGCUGGAAAGAAUAGUCACUAUCUCCAAAAGGUGAUAGAAAUCAAGGAACCAGGUCUUACAGAUGAUCUCCCAUAUGUAUCAACUCCUCCAUGGCCCGUCUCCUCCCAUGUUUCCUUGGAUCACACCGGGAUGCAGCCGAUAAUUAAGAACACAAUCCAAAGGCUGAGGGAUAAAUGAUUUCUUUGGAUUUACAUUCUUCUUUGACAUAUAAAUGCUAACUGAGUCAGUGUUUGAGAAAAGACUCUCUUAAAUGACACCAUCUUUUAUAAACACUAAUUAUUUUUUCCAAGUCUGGAUUUCCUGGAAGU